Durio zibethinus is the source of this 1754-nucleotide messenger RNA. NCBI's taxonomy places the organism in Eukaryota, Viridiplantae, Streptophyta, Magnoliopsida, Malvales, Malvaceae. The record is from RefSeq and is a predicted model, not a curated record.
UUUGUUAUGAACCAGCAAUUAUGUUGUCAAAAUUAGCUUGUAUCAAUUGUAAGAACAUUUUUUUUAUGGUUGAAAUUUUUUGUCUUUUCUGGGUUGUCUGCUUGUCCAAUUGCGAGAACAAUGAUGGUGAAAUUGCAUGUUUCUGAAACACCAAAUUAAGCUUCAGACACGAAGCUAUUUGUCAGACAAGCUAGGUGACAAGAAAUCCUUUGAAUUAGUCCCUAGGAAAUUGACACAUGUCCUAUGGUUACGUUGUUUCCUCACUCUCCCAAAUGUUUGGCACAUAAACCGUUCCUCUUACUUUUACAACAAUUAUCAACCAUCCAAAUUCCGACAUUAUUUUCAAUAGAAAUUCUCAAACAAAUCUGCAAAUUUGUUUACCAUUAGUCAGUGUUUUGUUUUCUCCUCAAGAAAAUCAGUUGCCAUAUCGAUUAAACAUGAUGGAACAUUUCAAUUUCUGUAAAACGUAUCUCCACCACCCUCUACUCCAACUAUUAUAUGCAGUGUUGUUGAUUUUGUCAAGCAUCCCAGUGUCCUUGUCUGAGAUCAAGAACAUUUGGAUUUUCGAUGAUUACCGAUCUAUGAUCUUAUUUGAAAAUUUCGGAUUUCGCAAAAAUGGCCAUAUAGAAAUUUCGGUAAGAAAUGUUACAUGGGCAUCGAGACAUCAAAACACACAAUUCAACCCGUCUUCCAUGGGAUUUUUCAUUGCAAACGUCCCUUCAUUUCGUAGCAUUUGGAAUGAAUCACAGUAUAUUGAAGGCUUUUGUGGAUUAUCAAGCAGGUAUGCGAAGCUCAUAUUCAAGUUCGAAAACCUCACUGCUGAUUCAACUUACAACGGUUCUAUAGAAAUCGAUGAGCCUGAUGAAUAUAAUUUGGUCUUCGGAAACUGUCAACCAGAAUUCAAAGUGUCAAUGCGUGUUCAUACAGAAAUGUAUAACCUGAAAGAAGGUGAAAAGGAUUUCCUGCCUGCAGGCCAAACCACAUUGCCAAAACUCUAUUUUCUCUUCUUUUUGAUAUAUGCAGGAUUUUUCUUUAUUUGGGUUUUUGCAUGUAUCAAUCAAAGACCUAAAGUUGAGAAGAUUCAUUUGAUAAUGGGUGCAUUACUUCUAUUCAAGUGUCUAAAAAUGAUUUGUGUUUCUGAGGACAAAAUGUAUGUCAGGAAAACAGGUACUCCCCAUGGAUGGGAUGUGGCGUUUUACGUUUUCGGAUUCUUCAAAGGUAUAAUGUUGUUCACUGUGAUAAUCCUGAUAGGAACAGGCUGGUCAUUCCUGAAACCUUACCUUCAAGAACGCGAAAAACAGGUUUUGAUGACAGUAAUUCCAUUACAGGUUCUUGAAAACAUAGCUUAUGUGGUUAUCAGUGAAACCGGGCCUGCAACAAAAGAUUGGAUGACAUGGAACCAACUGUUCUUGCUGAUUGAUAUCUCUUGUUGUUGUGUAGUGUUUUUCCCAAUCAUUUGGUCAAUAAGAAGCCUGAGGGAAGCAUCCAAGACAGAUGGAAAGGCAGCUAAGAACCUGGAAAAAUUGACACUUUUCAAGCAGUUUUACAUUGUUGUGAUAGGGUAUUUGUACUUCACAAGAAUUGUGGUUUCAGCAGUUGGGGCUUUCCUGAAUUACAGAUUGGAAUGGUUGAUAACUGUUUUGGAAGAGGGUGCAAGCUUGCCAAUGGAAAAGAAUCCAUAUUUAUUGAUUAAUGAUGAGGAAGAGAAUGCAGCAGCUCAAAUGUUGGAAGAAGAUGACCCAUUUGAACUAUAG